Molecule: messenger RNA, 2717 nt
Organism: Quercus lobata
Lineage: Eukaryota; Viridiplantae; Streptophyta; Magnoliopsida; Fagales; Fagaceae
Exons: 5
Coding region: 780-2717 (645 amino acids)
Source: RefSeq, a predicted model, not a curated record
CACAACGUCUCCGAUGCCAAAGUCAGAAUGAUAAAAAUAAUAAUCAAUCAAGAUGUAUCUCUGUGUGUGUAUAUUUCGUACCUUUUUACUGACUGUGUGGGAGCUUUAUAUUUGCAACCUUGGGGGCUAGCCGUUGGGGUGAUAAAUGCUUUCUCAAGUAACGCCCCUGGUCCAAUAAUGAGACUUUUAAGAGGUUCCCAACGGUCUGCUGGGCUGAUUUCGUAACCGCUCAAGUCAUUGAUUGACUGCAUUGAGUGACUCUCUGUCUUCGUCAGUGACGAUGGUUUUCCUCGUUGUUCCUGAUGACUUCGUCAAGGAUGCUUCCUCCGUCACUAAAUGUUAUCUUCGUCUAGGGAUGCAGCAUCGUCAUUCCCAUCAAUUGCCCCCCAGGUUCUGGGGUCGUCAGUGACGUGUCAUGACGAUCACAGAAGAUGAAAAGCUUCUCUUGUGACUCUUGGGGUUCUGUUCCGCAUUUAAUGCUUAGUGGCGGCGCUACAGGCAAUCAUGGCCACGUGGCGCGUGACGAUCCGUGGAGUUAAUGGUGUGACCCUUGGGUUUCCCGCUGGUUUUCUAAUAGCUUUUUGGUCUAAGUUUAAAACUUCUCUUUUUCAAUUUUUUCUUUCACCUUUCAAAGAGCGAAGACAGAAAGUUUUUCAGUGAUAUUCCGAGCAUUCUUUUGAGACUGUCUUUCUUCUCCGACUCGCCUUGCGCCGUGCUUCUGCCGUUCCGCCAUUGGAGUUUGAGUUGUAUUUUUCUGCCCCUUAGAUUUCUGCAUUUCCAUGGUUGAUAGUUUGGAGGUUAGGAUAGCUUGUCCGUCGGUCUCCUUCCUUUUCGCGCGUCUGGGGGGGUCUUUGGGCACCUAUCCGUUUCUGGAAAAUUUUGUGUUUGAGGGUAAUUGUCUGAGCGUGGUUUUGGGCGACUUGUUGCCCUUGCUUCGUCAAUCUCUAAAUUGGUUCGAGGGUUUAGCUAGGAGAGGGUCAAUGUCUGAGGUUAGAUCUAGCGAUCUCGAGACUGGGUUGUCUUCUAGUGACGACCCGGUUGAAGGAGAUACAGCCGUCUCUGGCCAACGGGUGGUUAGGGCUUUUCAUGCCCUUGAGGAGAUUUGUGGCCUUGACGCUGAGACCGUGAAUAGAUUCAAGGAUCGGUUUCAGUUCCCCUCUAGGGUUCGUGUCCGUCUACCCAGGGAAGAAGAUAGGGCCUGCCACUUUUCCCCAGGUGAAGUGUGUUUUUAUGAGUCAUCUUUCACCUGCGGGCUUAGAUUCCCCGUCCAUCCGUUCCUGAUGGAACUUCUAGAUCAUUUCGGUAUUGCCCCCGGGCAGCUCAUGCCUAAUUCGUGGAGGAUCGUGAUCAACUGUAUGCAAAUAUGGUUGGCCUCCAACGGGGAUAUGAUCCGGCUGGCUGAGCUCACCUACUUGUACCGCUUGAAAGAAUCCAAAGAGUGGGGGUAUUAUGAGUUAGUCCCCUGGGAGAGAAAGACUAGGAUCGUCAAGGGCUUGCCCUCGUCCUUCAGGUAUUGGAAAUCGCGCUUUUUCUUUGUGUCUGGGGACGACUUCGAGACUCAAUCCAGCAGUGAUUGGGGUGAUAUCCCAAGGUUGCUCCGUCGGUGGGGAACCCCGACCUUAGCUAAGAGACGGCCUGGAUUGAAGAGCAGAUACAAGGAACGCAUAGAGACUGCGAUCGGGUACGCGGAGACGAUUGAGAGCUGGGACGAGCUGGUCGACCCCCGGUCUCUUGCAUUUUACAAUCUCGGUCCUGACCCUUCUCCUUUUGUUCUUCGUCAGCUUGGUAUUGAAGGAAAAAAGAAGAUGACGACCAAGUUUAACAAGGACAUGUACGCGAAGAUGAGGUCGAAGAAGGACGAGCCCUUGUCCAAUCUAGGGAAGAAGAUCGUGCGUGUGACCGGGCAGGGCUCUACUCCUACUCCCCUGAGCACCCUUCCUCUCGUAGCCCUUGAGACGACGAGAACUUCCUCUCCAACUGCAUCAAUAGAGGAGAUCGUCACUCCCGGCUCAAAAAGGCAGCGUGUAGCUGGUAAAGGGAAGGAGAAGAAGAAAGCUGAUGUUUCCUCGUCAACAAUAUGGGAUGAUGAGAGGUUAGCUUUGGACAAGGCUCAUGAGGUCAUCACUCCAGCGGACCUAAAGGCUCUCUCAGACAUGUCUUUAAAUGACGUUGCCUCCCGCCAUGUUCAUAAGCUCGUCCAGGUGUUGGGAGAGAGCCUCCACAUUACUGCUGAGUAUAUCACUCAAGAGGCCAAGGUGGCGUCUCUGACGACCCGAAUGGAGGCCCUGGAGAAAGAGAACUCCGACCUGAAGAAGAACCUGAUUACCUCCAUGGACGAGGCGACCUCUUUGAAGCAGAAGGUCAAAGUGUUAGAUGACGACCUCAGGGUUGAACGCCAGUUGACCCAAGAAAAGGAUGAGCAGCUUCUUUCAGCCAGGGAGAAGCUUGCAACUGUUGCCGCCAGGUCGGUGGAGGCUUUCCAGACCACUGACGAGUACAAUACUGUACUCUUCAGUUGGUAUUUCAAAGGCUUUGAGCUGCUCAGGAGGUACCUCGUCAAGCACCCUUCUGGGGUCAACAUGGAGAGUUUGGAUUUGGAGGAGGUAGAUAAGGAGAUGGCUUUGGACGAGGCUGCUCAGUCCUCUGCCCCAGAUGGUGAUGCUCCAGGUCCUGCCACCGAUGCCCCUGCCACCGUGGACGCUUCUGCUGAUGCCUGA